AUGAUCGAAUGGUCAAACGAGAGCGGGAAUGGUCAACAAUUGCAUCAGAUUGGGUUGCAGGCGAAUCCCAGUCCCACCUAUCCACAACAGGGAGUGAUUGGCCCAGAGCAUCGGCUGAAAAGAUUCUGUCGAUGCAUGUCUAGAGGAGCACCAAAGAAAUCCAAGGAGAGCCGGCUUGAAAGACCGAAGAAUCUUUUGGACGCGGUACGGAUGCCGGGAUGGGAGAAGCAACUCUACAGAAGGCAACCAUUCAACGACACUUAUUCGGGCGGUGACGAGUGCUUUUUGAACGAGUUGCGCAAAAAUGUUUCCGUCGUCAAAUAUUCCUGGUGCUCGGCGGUUCUUGGUGCUUUUCAUCUAACAACUCAUCUUAAUGUCGUUUUACUCUACUUUGUUUUAUUCGAGGCAAUCUACAACGAAAAUAUGCACUUUGAUACAUUGUUAUGGAGUUAUGUCGGUAUCACCGUUUCUUGUUAUUUAUUCUACAAUAGCGUACUCCGACCAAAAGACGAGAUGCGAAAAAAAUGGGAAGAGCUGAGGGAUUUCUUGACGCUUUUCGUUUUUGGAUAUGCUCUCACGCCGAUUAUCAGAACCCUUACCACAACGAUUAGCACGGACACGAUUUACGCGUUAGCCAUCAUAUUCGCCUUGGUCAGCUGCAUAUUUCACGAUUACGGCAUUCGAGCACCAAUUGUCUCAACUCCAGUGAGUGUUUCGUGUGGUUUAUGCUCAUCGGUGCUGUUGAUUUCCCGGCUGAAAGACUCAUCGUCGGCUUUCCUUUUGCUCGCCAUCUCGUUCUCCCAACACUCGCUGUCGCCAAUCUUUCAAAACGCGCUGAUGAACAAGUAUUCUCGAAUGCAAGCUUUACUCGGUCUCAUCUUGUCAGGCCUUUCUUGUGUCACUUUGUGGGAGAUGAAUGCUGUACUUUCAAUCAUUUGGGCGAUUGUCGUUAUUUUUGUUGUCGUCAUUUGCCCUUUGCUUCUGAUAAGACUGCAGCAUCGCAAAAGCACGAUUCACGGUCCAUGGGAUGAAGCUGUGCCGGCUCGGAGUGCUUCCGAUCUCCUCAAA
Messenger RNA from Mesorhabditis belari, 1068 nucleotides. The record is from the annotation of a GenBank genome assembly. NCBI's taxonomy places the organism in Eukaryota, Metazoa, Nematoda, Chromadorea, Rhabditida, Rhabditidae.